This is a messenger RNA of Eupeodes corollae, 1507 nucleotides long. Its product is annotated as cyclic GMP-AMP synthase-like protein. NCBI's taxonomy places the organism in Eukaryota, Metazoa, Arthropoda, Insecta, Diptera, Syrphidae. Bases 285 to 1430 code for a protein of 381 amino acids. The transcript is spliced from 5 exons. The record is from RefSeq and is a predicted model, not a curated record.
CACACAACGACAACAGAAUUGAAUUGACUUCUUCCGACAAUCAAACUAGCAAUAGCAAGUGUUUGGAGCACACUGCAGCAACAAUAAAAUAUCACAAACAAGAAAAUUUAUAUCUGUUAUCGUUUAUUGUUUGAAAGACAAAACAAAUAGUUUUAUAGUUUUUUAAAGUGUUUUUAAACAUUUGUAUGUACAUAUAUGUUCCUGUUUACAAGCAUUUAUACAAAUUCACAGACAAAAAUUUCAAAAUAUUAAACGCAUUUUAAAUUUGUUGAAUUGUUUUAAAAAUGAACUUCGAAGGGGCAAUUAGUCAAAUCGACAAUGAAAUUUCAGUUAAAAAAGAAGAUCGGGAAUCUUAUACCAAAGAUUUCGAUAAAAUUCGAAAUCAUCUUUUAAAAAUAAUGGAACUGACGGAUGAAGUAUUUAAAAAAAUUUACGGUGGACCCAGUCUUUUUGGCAGCUUUCUGGAAAACAUGAAAAUUCUUGCUCCAGAUGAAUUUGAUGUCCAUUUUUUGCUUAAGCUACCAUUUUACGAGGAUAUUGUUAUACAAAAGGACGCACUUCGACCAGGCUAUGUUAAACUUUUAAUUUCCAAACCAUUGAUGCGAAUGAAGCAAAAUAAAGACUAUGUUAUGGUCUAUGAACAGUUUAAUCAAUUUGUAACAUCAUCCGGUCAUUUGUUACGGUGCGAAAUUCAGCAUUGGCUGGAAAGAAUAAUUAUUAAAGCCUUUCGAACCUAUGGCAACUCAUUGCCUAAUUAUGAUGAAACAGAUGUAUAUAAAUUAAUCUAUUUAAAACGAGGAACAGCUCAUACAAUAAAAGCCUUCUCCCAAAGCCGUAAUAUUUCAAUAGAUUUUGUGCCAGCAUUUAAAUUCAAUGCUGACAAAACUUGGCUAGCUGAAAGACCAUUUCCAAAUUAUGUAAAGGAAAAACUUUGGUUCGCAGUACCAAAACCAAGUGUUGGUCCUAAAAAUGGUCGCAAAUUGACCUUCUCUAUUUGCGUACCUCAAACCGAGAAACACCUAUUAAUGGGCAAAUAUAACCUUAAGCCGACUUUGAGACUUAUGAAGAGCAUGCGCGACAGAAUUGAUUCUGACAACUGUAUUAAAAGUUACUUUAUCAAGAGUAUUUAUUUGCAUGAGAAUGAGAAUCAAGAUGACGAGUUUUGGAUGCAGUCACCAGGAAAGCUCUUAAUACAUAUGCUUGAUCGGUUAUUAUUUUGUUUGGAGAACAAAUCUAUAGAAUUCUAUUGGUGUGGUUCUAUGAAUUUAUUGGCAAGUCUUGACGACUGUAAAACUAUAAAAUUGACAAAAACAUUUCAACGGGUUAGAAAUAGAUUGGUAAUGUUUUCAGAACAACCCUACGUUAAGUACACUAAGAUAAGGAGUUUGUUCGGAUACGCAACUAAACCAAUUAAGGAGGAACUCAUAUAAUAACAAUUAACUACUAAUCAAUAAUAUAUGUAUUGUUCUUUUAUACCUAAUAUAAAUAAAAAAGUUUUCUUUAUGUA